GGAGGCGGUGGAGGGUGGAAGUGUUAAGUCUCGGACCCCAGCUGUCUAGAGCCCUGCCCACUCCGUGCAGGGCUCCGAAGCCCAGCGUCGUCGGUCCCCCGCCAGCCCUCAAGAGGACCGGCUUUGCCGAGGCGCCGUAGUUCGGACUGUUUCCACCUAGUGCUAGGCCUGAAGCGCCUUCCUAGCUUACCUCACAGCAGCCCACUCGCCUCGCUUGGGGCCUGGGGAUCUUCCCCUCCGCGCCGGGUGCGCCCUAACCCACCUCCCAGUGCAGCCCUCCCUGCUUAUUUCUGGGAUCCAGCCCCAGAUUGGACUGGGAACCCACUCCGGUUGGGAUCUGAGAGGGCCUAUUGCAAUGGUUACAGCUCUGGCCUGAGCCUGUGGACAUCAUUUUUCUGGUUCUGCCGACUAUCUGCUGUGACAUUAGUCUAGCCUCUUUCCUUCCCUGGGCCUGUUCCUCUAACUGAUCUGCUGCUCCAUUAUUGAGUUAACGUCAGAGCUGCUGACGCUCUGCUGACCAACGCAGAAACAGCUCACACUCUUCUCUCCACUGACAGCAGAUUUUAGAUAAAGUCUUGAAGAAGAAAUUGGGGCCAGAGAGGGAAGUGAGGAAAAUCAGAUCCCAGGUCUUCGAGAAGGAGCUGUAAGAACAACACACCCUCCACCAUAGCCCGUCAGGCGGAAGGAGAAGGUUGCAUAAGAGGAAGCCUGUGGCAUCUGAUCUUUCUGGACUUGGAGCCAGCAGAGAGAUAUUUCCUCUGGAGCUGUGUCCCUUGGUUGCAUGCUUGGUUGAGAAGAGCCAGAGCUCACAGGCCUCCUAGGAUAACAGCCCCAAACAGGCUAGUGCCGCCCUCCAGCUGCCCAGGGGAUGUGGUUGUGAGGCAGAAUCCACAGACCCCGUGGGAAGAGGGCUCCGAGGGCAAUGGCCCAGGUCAGCAUCAACAAUGACCUUGGCGAGUGGGGUCUGAGCACGGACUCCGGGGAGCGGGCCCGUCUACUGCAGAGUCCCUGCGUGGACACAGCCCCCAAGAGUGAAGGGGAGGCGUCUCUUGAGAGUCUGGGCAGAGGCACCACUUCCACAAUUGGGGCCAUCUUCAUCGUCGUCAAUGCCUGCCUGGGUGCAGGGCUGCUCAACUUCCCGGCGGCCUUCAGCACUGCAGGGGGCGUGGCAGCCGGCAUCACACUGCAGAUGGGCAUGCUGGUCUUCAUCAUCAGCGGCCUCGUCAUCCUGGCCUACUGCUCCCAGGCCAGCAAUGAGAGGACCUACCAGGAGGUGGUGUGGGCUGUGUGUGGCAAACUGACAGGCGUGCUGUGUGAGGUGACCAUUGCCAUUUACACUUUCGGCACCUGCAUCGCCUUCCUCAUCAUCAUCGGGGACCAACAAGACAAGAUUAUAGCCGUGAUGGCAAAGGAGCCUGAGGGGGCCGGAAGCAGCUCCUGGUACACAGACCGAAAGUUCACUAUCAGCCUCACUGCCUUCCUCUUCAUCCUGCCCCUUUCCAUCCCCAGAGAGAUCGGCUUCCAGAAGUAUGCCAGCUUCUUGAGCGUCGUGGGCACCUGGUACGUCACUGCCAUCAUUAUCAUCAAAUAUAUCUGGCCAGAUAAAGAGAUGACCCCAGGGGACAUCCUGACUAGGCCAGCUUCCUGGGUAGCCGUGUUCAAUGCUAUGCCCACCAUCUGCUUCGGAUUUCAGUGCCACGUGAGCAGUGUGCCGGUCUUCAAUAGCAUGCGGCAGCCCAAGGUGAAGACCUGGGGUGGGGUGGUGACAGCCGCCAUGGUCAUAGCCCUCGCUGUCUACAUGGGCACGGGCAUCUGUGGCUUCCUGACCUUUGGAGCUGCUGUGGACCCCGAUGUGCUCCUAUCCUACCCCUCGGAGGACAUGGCUGUGGCUGUUGCCCGUGCCUUCAUCAUCCUGAGCGUGCUCACCUCCUACCCCAUCCUGCACUUCUGUGGGCGGGCGGUGAUCGAGGGCCUGUGGCUGCGCUACCAGGGGAUGCCCGUGGAGGAGGACGUGGGGCGGGAGCGGCGGCGACGCGUGCUCCAGACUCUGGUCUGGUUCCUGCUCACCCUGCUGCUGGCACUCUUCAUCCCUGACAUCGGCAAGGUCAUCUCAGUCAUCGGAGGCCUGGCUGCCUGCUUCAUCUUUGUCUUCCCAGGGCUGUGCCUCAUUCAAGCCAAACUCUCGGAGAUGGAAGAAGUCAAGCCAGCCAGCUGGUGGGCGCUGGUCAGUUAUGGUGUCCUCUUGGUCACCCUGGGAGCCUUCAUCUUCGGCCAGACCACAGCCAACGCCAUCUUUGUGGAUCUCUUGGCAUAACCACUGCCUCCCAGGCAACACAUGGCCUUUGCCACUGGACCCAGGAGCCCAUCUCUUAGAGUUGUGGGGUCACCUUGAGUCCAGCAUCAUUCCCAACCGCUGGUAGGAUGACAUCUGAACAUCCUUUUCCAAGAACAGUUCUGGAGUAAAAUCAGGCCUCACACCUCUGGACGGCUCAGACCCAGCUCCCCCUGCUCUCCAGUCCUGGCAGUGCCAGGAUGGAGGGAGGAGGUCUUGUAUCACAGAAGAACCUUCUCUGUCCUUCAACUCUCGACUUCACCUCUGAAAAACAUGGGUGAGGAGGAUCAAAACAUCUCAGAAAAAAGACCGCAGCCUGACUUUCCUUUGGAGAAAGUAUGGGCAAAGGGCCACUCGACAGAGCACCCUGUCCUGAGCAGGACCUGUGCUCAUUAUCCCGGGACUCAGUGCCUGCUCCAGUUGGGCAGCCGUUUGGCCAGCCAUGACUUCUCUGGGAUCUGGCAAUUUCCAAAGGUAGCACAAAAAUCAUACAGACGCACAGAGGUAGAUAGAGUCAUGCCUUGUCCACCCCCAGCCUGGGUCCAAAGUGAACCUGUAGACCUCUUUUCCGUGGCUAAUUGACAUCUCCCAAGACUUUGAGGCCUCACCCUCUUUCCCCAAAGCUGAGGGUCCAGGCAUCCCUCUCCUCCUCCAUCUCCAGACAUCAUCAAGUCUAAUGUUUACAAACGGUGCCAGCCCGGCUCUGACCCAAAGGACAGGGGCCGUCCCGUGCCACCACGGUGCUGUGAGUACUCCUCAGUUAGCUUUCCCCUUGGCAGGAAGUCUGUUUAUCUCACUCAGAUUCCAGAUGAGCCCCUCGUUUCUGUGGCACAGGGUGGGUAAGAGAGAAGGCUGGGAAUCUUUCAAACCCACGCAGGUUGGGCCGGUCAGGGUCCAGGUGAGCCUCUCUGUUACCUUCUCUUUCAGUGACUGCUUCUCUCUGCCUGCCCUCUGCUUCCCCUCUCCCCUGGCAACCCCAGCAGGAUAGCCCACAGAGAAGAAGAGCAGCUGAGUUGUCACUGACUGGGCAGCACUUGAGUGUAGUCACGCCGGUCUAGAAGUUUCCCUUCUGGUCCAGAUCUUGUCUGCUCCCUCCCCCCAGCAUUUCUUCAGCCCCUCCCCCAGUUUUCUAGCUCAGUCUCUCCUGCUCAUGUAACACUGGGGCAGGAGUUGUGCCCAACCCUCUCGUGUCAGCUUCCUCAGCUCCACAGGCCCACCAGACCUGGCCUCAGUGACCCAACACCGAGGUCACAUGUGGGUUGUACCCCAGGUGGGGUGAGGAGGGACACUCUUCUCCCAUUCUCAAUUCCCAGUUUUCCCUCCUUGGCUGUUCACUUUGACCAAUGCCAGGCAUUGAAUCAGGCCUCCUCCACCUGGAACUCCUAGAAUUUCCUUGGCCCUGCCUGCCCCAAACCUCUGUACGAGGGGUGAGAGGGACCCCCACCCCACAGCCCUCCACUCAGGGCAGUGAGACCACAGAAGCAGAGACUGGCCGCAGCCAGAUGGGUUCUGCUCAGGUCCUGGAGUGGAUGACUCACCUCUCUUCACAUCCCUCAGCCCCUCAGCCCCUGGAGCCAGACCCCCUGUGCUGUUUUCUCUCCGCCCCCUGCACAGCACCAGGUCCUUCCAGUGUCCAUCCAUGCUCAGUCAAGGGAUGGGGGUGUAAGGGGAGUCCUCGCACAGAAACAGACCCAUCAGGAAAAGGAGCUGGAAUCUGGCCAUGUGGCCUAAGCUCAGGAGCCCCCUGCCCUGCCCUCCCAGCCAGGGUAUUUUACUGUUUCUUUUCUACUUGUGCACAUUCAUACCAGAGAGGAUGGCUAAUAAAAAGAGACUGUGCUGCUGAGCUCUGUGGCCUAUGUCCAGUGCUGGGGACACAGUCCAGACCACUGACAGGAAGAAGGUAGGCUGGUGGAGAAGGGGUGGGGCAGGCACUUCUGGCUUCAUCGUCUUUGACCCCUGUGUCAGGGAUGAGUCCUGCUGUGUUCCCCUGACCAAGACGGGAACAUGCGAGUGGUUCUUGGUACCUCCCCUCUCUUCCACAUCCCAUCAGGCCCUGCCUGCCAACCUGGGGAUUUACCCUGGGCUCCUGUCCUUGGUUUAAGUCCUGCUUGUGUCUUCCCCGCUCCAUGUGGCCUCAGACUGGCCUCUGUGCUGCAUGUCUCUUGCCAACCUCACAUUUUGGGGUGAGCUUCCAACUCCUGAGCAUCCACCCUCAUCCUUUCAGAGGCAUGUGUUGAGCAGACCCUGGUUGUCCUGGUAGCGGAGCCAGGUACUGACUGCUCAGUGCUGGCAAGAAGGUAAACUCAGCAAAACAGACAGCGGCUCCACCCUCAGACCAAGUGGUCACACAAGUAUCUAUUUGCAAAUUGUGAUAUGUGCCAAGAGGAGAACAUAUAGAAUGUUCUAUUGGGAGACCUGAAGCUUGUCUGGGGAGUCAGGGAAGGCUUCCUGGAGGAAGUGACAUUUAAGCUGGCCCCUGAAUGAUGAGUAGGAAUGAACUAAAUGAAGAGAGGUGAGGAAACCUUUCCAGGCCAUGGGAACUACAUGUGCACUUGGUAUUGGAAGAACAUUGUCUGUGGGGUAUCGCCUGGAUGUGGGAGAGCAACAGGGAUGAGACUAGAGCAUUCUGGGGUGGUCUUCAGUGUCGCCCCUCUUGCCCACAGGGUAAAGUGUAACCAGCUCAUCUUCCACCACACUCCCUCCCUCCCUCCUGAUGCGAGUGGGGACUCUCUCCAGGGAGAAAAUACUUCUGAAGUGGCCUAGUACUUUUGAGGGCUGGAGGAGUGAGACAGCUUUGGGCCGCGCUUCACGGGAGGACUAGGGGACGAGAAGUUGAGGUUUGGUUUCACUUUCUCUGAACAAAGAGAAGGAAAGGUUACAUCUAUGCUAAAGGCCAAACACCAGAUUCAUCAUUUGUUCGUUAUAUUCAAGACUUUGCUCGUGUCGUGUCGUCCCCAUACUUGUAGGCACUUGAUCACAUCUCCCCGUUGCACUGUAAGCUCCAUGGGAGCAAGGGCAUAUCUCCUGUUAAAAAACAA
Molecule: messenger RNA, 5370 nt
Organism: Panthera uncia (snow leopard)
Lineage: Eukaryota; Metazoa; Chordata; Mammalia; Carnivora; Felidae
Gene: SLC38A7
Product: solute carrier family 38 member 7
Exons: 12
Coding region: 923-2314 (463 amino acids)
Biological process (GO): amino acid transmembrane transport
Molecular function (GO): L-alanine transmembrane transporter activity; L-glutamate transmembrane transporter activity; L-histidine transmembrane transporter activity
Source: RefSeq, a predicted model, not a curated record